This is a messenger RNA of Adineta steineri, 948 nucleotides long. The record is from the annotation of a GenBank genome assembly. NCBI's taxonomy places the organism in Eukaryota, Metazoa, Rotifera, Eurotatoria, Adinetida, Adinetidae.
AUGUUUUUAUUAAAUAACAUCAAAAAUACUAUUUUAAAUUUCAAAGGUCAAACAAUUCAUUCAAGAUUAAAUCAUCAAACAAAUCCUGUUGGAUUACGUUCAUAUUUUGAUAAAGAAAUUCAUGAACAUAAGAAAACAGGACGUUUACCUACAACAUUCAAUUUAAAUGAUUUGAAAUACUUUGAAAUACUUUCACGUAUUCGUAGUAAAUCCGAUCGUCUUUCAUAUCUUCGAUCUUUAAUACCAAUAAUCAAAACUCCACCAACGAUUGCUAUACCAGAAGAUUCAGGUGGUGUUCAUAGUGGAUUUCUUUGUCCAUAUCGAAUUCUUCGUCAACAUGAUUUUAUUAAUAUGUCAACAUGGAAUUAUUUCAAAGCUCAACGACUCAAUGAAAAUCUUCUAUUGAAUUGUUCAGGUCUAUCUAGUGUUCCAUUAGCACAAUUAAUUAUUGAUAUGAGAGCAAAUUUUAAUUUAUUAAAUGAACCAUGGUGGCCAAUAUUAACUGGUGUAUCAGAUGAUGUUCAUGAAGAAAUAAUUGAUAUAUUAAAAACAAAAUAUCAAUUACAUGGUGCACAUUUAUCUACAUGGGAAACACAAGAUAAAAUAUUAGAUACAAAAGAUUUAACAUUAAUUUGUGCUAAUCGUGGUGAAACAAUAUAUGAAAUUGAUUCGAAUAUAGAUUAUAUUGUUCAAAUAGAUGGUGAUAAUAGGCAAUGUUGUUUAGGUAAUGCAACAGAUAAUAGUAAUAAAAUCUAUAAAAAUAUUGUUAAACUUGAAUCAAAAACGAAAAGUUUUAAUAUAUCAAAAAGAAUCUUAACAUCUGAUCUAUUUUCAAUAUUAGCGUCAUUAAAAAUGAAAGGAUUAUUCUAUAAAAAAAUAAUCAAAGAUAUUGAUGAUGAAAAAUAUAAUAUAAAAUCGAAAGCUCGUAGUGGUUUAAUUUCGAAUUAG